UCACUGCGGCUGCGGGCCAGGCCUGCCCACCGGGGUGGCCGAGCGUCCGCCGCCGUAGGGGCUGGGUGCUGGCCGAGGAGCCUCGAGGAGUGUAGGGGGAGCGAGGGAAGAGGCGUUAGAACCGUUGCGACUCUCGGGCAGGAGCGCGGCCCGCCCGCGCAGGGGUACCAGAAGAUGUUGCAGUGGCGAUACCUCGCAGUGCAAGCUAUGAGUGAAAGUCACUAACUGACGUCCCCUUGCUCACCCUGCUCUGCCACAGGCUUCCCCUAACGCAGGAAGCAAAGGUCAGGGGAGAAGGGUUGAAGGCCGCCAUGAAGCUGAAGCAGCGAGUUGUGCUGUUGGCCAUCCUCCUUGUCAUCUUCAUUUUCACUAAAGUUUUCCUCAUUGACAACCUGGACACCUCAGCUGCCAACCGGGAGGACCAGCGCGCCUUUCACCGCAUGAUGGCAAGCCUGCACCUGGACCUGGAUCCUCGGCUCGACCACACCCUGCAGUCCCCUUGGGAGAUCGCAGCCCAGUGGGUGGUGCCCCGGGAGGUGUAUCCCGAGGAGACACCCGAGCUGGGGGCUGUUAUGCAUGCCAUGACAUCCAAGAAAAUAAUAAAAGCUGAUGUGGGAUACAAAGGGACCCAACUGAAAGCUUUGCUAAUACUUGAAGGAGGACAGAAGGUGGUCUUCAAACCCAAGAGAUAUGCCAGGGAUUAUGUCGUGGAAGGAGAACCCUAUGCCGGCUACGACAGGCACAACGCAGAAGUGGCAGCCUUUCACUUGGAUAGAAUUCUGGGCUUCCGCCGAGCUCCACUGGUGGUGGGCAGGUUUGUGAAUCUACGUACAGAGAUCAGACCAGUGGCCACAGAACAGCUUCUGGGUACCUUCAUGACUGUGGGCAAUAACACCUGUUUCUAUGGGAAGUGCUACUACUGCCGGGAGACAGAACCAGCCUGUGCAGAUGGGGACAUGAUGGAGGGCUCGGUGACCCUGUGGCUGCCAGAUGUCUGGCCUCUGCAGAAACAUCGGCACCCCUGGGGCAGGACCUACCGCGAAGGCAAGCUUGCAAGGUGGGAGUAUGAUGAAAGCUAUUGUGAUGCUGUGAAGAAGACUUCACCCUAUGACUCUGGCCCUCGUCUCCUCGAUAUCAUUGACACAGCCAUCUUUGACUACUUGAUUGGGAACGCUGACCGGCACCACUACGAGAGCUUCCAGGAUGAUGAAGGAGCCAGUAUGCUCAUCCUCCUGGAUAAUGCCAAAAGCUUUGGAAACCCUGCCCUGGAUGAAAGAAGCAUCUUGGCUCCUCUUUAUCAGUGCUGCAUCAUCCGGGUUUCCACCUGGAACAGGCUCAAUUACCUGAAGAAUGGAGUACUGAAGUCUGCCUUAAAAACUGCUAUGUCGCAUGACCCCAUCUCACCAGUGCUUUCUGACCCUCAUCUGGAUGCCCUAGACCAGCGGCUUCUCAGCAUUCUGGCUACAGUGAAGCAGUGCACAGACCAGUUUGGGCCAGAUGUGGUGCUGGUGGAAGACAGGAUGACACUGUCUCAUUUGUAACGGUAGUGGAACACAGAUGGAACUCCUAUUUCUAUAAAGAAACAAACAAGCGAUAGAGAAACAGCACAAUCAGUUCAGAAAGGCUGUGGCCGAGAUGGACUGAGAUGAACAGGAGAGAUUCGGAGCCAGAGGAGCAGAGGUGACACUGGCUUUUGCCUUGGGCUGACAGCAGCGAGAGGUGGGAAGUACCUGGAAUGGCAUCUUGGCCGUUGUGGUGUGUCCAUUGCCGGCAGUGGACGCUGCACUGGAUGAAUAUGGCUCUUGGUGUUGGUGGAAGUGUGUGGAAUGCAGACGCUAACUUGUGGACCCAGUCUAGGGGGGGACAAACAGGAUGAUCCUUUCCCCUUCUCUUCCCCAUAUACUCCUGUGAGGUUUUGUCUGAUUCAGGGUUGUAGAUAAUCAGCUGUGAGCUGGUUAGGUGUUUUACUGCUUCUUUAGAGGAAGAGGAAGUGGUGAAUAAAAUAACUACUAGACUUGAAGAGUUGCAUCACCCCCCCAGGGGUGGGAUGUUUUUCUGAAUGCCAUUAAGGGUGGGAGAGGGAACCUCUGCUGCUCAGUUGUCUUUUCCUCCAUAAAAGGCUGGGGAAAGGGGUUUACCUCACAUGAGAGAAUGCUUCAGUGGUUUUGCUGAAGUCCUAUUGAAGAUUUAUCCACAGGGUUGGAGAUUUAAGGGAGGACAGGAUGGUUAUAUAGCACUUGGUAAUUAAGGCAAAGCAAGCUUCCAUAUGUCCUGUCACUGUUUUCCAUUUAUAAGGAGUGUGGCAAGAUCCAAGUAGAGGAAAUACUCCUGCAGCCCUGUGUCCCUGUUAACCAAAUCUUCAUUACAUUGUAGCUGAGGAGGAGGAGGACAGAGUCUGUCCUUCAGCAAGGUCAUGCUGCUUACUGUAUGCCCUGUUUAAAGUGGGGAAUCUGGGUGCAUGGCACUGGGGAAAGAUGUAGUUUCUGAGCCUCCCCAGUGACUAACAGCCGUGACCAAGGCCCCGAGGACUAGAGAGAGCCCUGAGCUGUGCUGUCUCCUUCAUCUCGUAUGGGGAGAGCCUCUUGCUGCUCAGUGUUGAAACUAUGGCUCAGUGCUGCCGUCUUGUGGACACCAGCAGGUUUUCAGUCCCACUGUCUGCCUGGCCGGGCCUGUGGCUGAGCUCUGACCCUGCCAGCACCUCCCUUAAGUUGUAUUCCUUCCCCAGCUGCCUCCUGCAACCUCUGCUGCAGCGUUCUGACUGCAGUGGUCAUUUUGGGGUUGUCACUCGGUGGUUUCGCCACAGAUAAGAAAGAAUUGGUGUAAGGUGGCUUUGCAGGGUAGACCUGCAGCACUACUCCUCUGUGUGUGUUCUGUCACCCCUCAGCACUCUGCCAGCCUGCACUGGGGCUGAGCUUGUGGCCAAAAAACUUGUGGUAGGUCUGAAUCUGCCUUCAGAAGGGAAGCAACUUCAUCAUUACCCUUCCAAACGAACAGCUUUGCACUGAUUUUCACCUCAGACAGUGUGGGCCUUAGAAGUAAGGGAAGAGCUCACAUCCCAGACUGAGCAAGAGCAGCAAAAUGUCAGCUUAAGACCUUUUCCUUGACUUGUCUGUCAGAACCUUUUCAGCUCUGCAGCAGUGUGGCAGGCAGAUAAAGAGCUGCUUCCUGUUCUUGCACCUGCUGCCAUACCUGAUCAAAGAGAUGUUGGUGAGAGAGUUUCUUCUUUAAAAUGCAGGUUUGUUUUGUUCAAGUCUUUCUGGCAUUGCAUGAGCAGAGUAUCUUGAAAGCCCAAUGUAACUAUAUACCUGAAAUUGAAUUUUGUGUUCUAAAUCUCUUCUGGACUUGGUCACAUCACAGAGUCAGGAUGAAGUCUGGAGUUGCUAGAUUGGUGUUAGCAGUCAGGUCUGUAACUCAUAGCCAGCUUUUAGGACACUGGUGUUAAGCUAGUGCGUGCUCCUUGCUGCAGUUGAUAGUGCAACACAGGCUUUGGAAGCCAUGGUACUGCAGUGAGGUCAGCCCACCAGCCUGGGUUGUGCCUUGUGGCUUCCCUUUGGGCAGAUGUGAGUGUGCUCAGCUGAAGAUGAGCAUGAGCGAGAGCUGUGCAAGGGACUGGGUGGACUGGUCCCUCGCUGGCUGGGCUGGCCUGGCCCCUGGCUGGCAGUGGGAUUGCAGCGGCUGUGCAAGAUGUUUUGGGGAAGUAGUGUGGGCAGCAGUGGGGUGGUCAGUGGAUGCUCUUGUUCUGAAGUGGAAAAGGUUCACACAAAGGUGUUUUGGCCUAAACUGUUUGGCAGGAAAUUGAGGGGGUUUAAACAAAGGGGAGAUGGUGAAACUCAUGGUGGCAACUUGCAGAGUUGUUAGAUGUUUGUUCUUCUCUUUGAGCUUAAUCAUGAGCACUUAUGAGUUAGGGAAGGACCUACCAAACUUUGAAGCUUUGAUUUGGGUUUGAUCACUCUUGGUCAUUUACAUUUGAUUUAAUAACAGAAAUCCAAAAAGAGUCUUUAUGAAUUUAAAUUAAUGUUGAGGGCUCUAAGCUGAAGCUUUUGCCAUCAGGUGGAACCUGGGCUAAGUUUUCAACCCUGCUAUGAAUGUCAAAGAUUUAAAGCAGUGUAUUGGUUUACUUGUGAACAAAGGGCAUGAAGUCCUGCAUCAUGAGCAGGAGGGAGCAAGAAACUGUUGCUCUCUUCCUUUUCCUUUUUUUAUAUUGCAUUGAUGCUUCUGGUGACUGUAUACACCUCUGGGGCUCGGUGUUCUGCAGCAGAAUAAAUUCCUCUCUUAGCCACAAUCAGGAAGCUGUUGUGAUACUCUCUGGCAUUUUGGCAGUGGUUGUAGUUUUGCUUGACUACAGGACCCCGUGGGAAUUUCCAAUGGUAUCUGUUGUGAAGGAAACAAGCAGCAGCAGCCAGAUGCAGACAGGGUUUGCCUGACUCUCUGAAAGCAGUGCUAUUUGUGAGGCAGGUGCUGUGCUCUGUCUUCAUGACACCUUCUGAUUCUUGUUCACUGUGCACGCUGGCUCCAGAUGUUGCAGAAGGGUUGUGUUGUGGAUAUCAGUAAUAUCAGAGUGCUGGAAGCACAGAAAUCAAGAGCUAAUUAGAAAAGAGAGCACCAUCAGCCAUCUGCUAUUUAUCUCCUCCUUCCCAAGUCAGCAGUUGGGCAGGAGGAAACACUGAAGCAGGCUUCUCUUCCAGCAGCUAAUGAACUGGAGUGUCUUGCCAAACAAACUUCAACUGAAAAAUACUAAUUUAUUUUGAAGGUAAUUUAUUUGCUGUGGCAGCUGAAGCAGGAUGCUUGAAACAGACACCCCUCUUGGAGCUGUCAGAGCAUUGCCCCUGGGAGCAGCUGCGUAAAUGGAGGUUGCUAAUACAAAACCAGAACCCAAUCAUGACUUUCUACUUGUAUCCCCCAGGGUCAGGUUCUGCAUAAAGCAACGUUGUGUGAAUAAAAAUUUUAAUAAAGCAGCAUUGAUGGAUUGUUUAA
Pogoniulus pusillus (Red-fronted tinkerbird) is the source of this 4974-nucleotide messenger RNA. RefSeq names its product FAM20B glycosaminoglycan xylosylkinase (gene FAM20B). Gene Ontology annotation, cellular component: Golgi apparatus. Gene Ontology annotation, biological process: proteoglycan biosynthetic process. Lineage: Eukaryota; Metazoa; Chordata; Aves; Piciformes; Lybiidae. The transcript has 8 exons. The coding region runs from base 312 to 1541 and encodes 409 amino acids. Gene Ontology annotation, molecular function: phosphotransferase activity, alcohol group as acceptor. The record is from RefSeq and is a predicted model, not a curated record.